UACGCUAACACCAAGAGUCUGUUCUUUCCAUUACACAUAGUACUUGUUCACAAUAUAAAUAUUGCCGCGAAAAUAAAAUAAUAAGAGGUGGCUGCAUGAGAUGGCGGAGGAGGAAUUGCGCUCUUUAGAGUAUACACCGACAUGGGUGAUUGCUGCUGUCUGCUUCAUAAUCGUCUUCAUCUCUUUGGUCGCAGAGCGCGGUCUUCAUCGUCUAGGAAAGUGCUUAAAGCAUAGAGGUCAAGAUGCCUUGUACGAGGCUUUACAGAAACUGAAAGAAGAGUUGAUGCUCCUGGGAUUUAUAUCCCUGCUACUAACAGUCUCACAAGGACCGAUAAGCAAUAUGUGCAUCUCCCUUCAUCUUGCUUCUAUCAUGCUUCCAUGCAAAUUGCCUCAUGAAUCCUCCUCAGCUCCUGCCACGGAACAUUUUCACUUGCACCAUACUUAUAACAAUGGCCGUCGACGCCUUCUCUCCGAAGGCAGUGAGUCCCAAUAUUGUGCUCACAAGAAUAAGGUGCCAUUAUUCUCCAGAGAAGCUCUGCAUCAGCUACACAUAUUCAUAUUUGUGUUGGCUGUUGUUCAUGUCAUCUUCUGUGCAACUACCAUGGUUCUUGGAGGGCUAAAAAUUCAAGAAUGGAAGCGCUGGGAAAAUUCAUCUAUGACAGAGACCAAUGCUCCUAACGUGAUUCGCAGACAUCAUCUUCAAUUUUCCAAAAGCCGCGCAUUUGGAUACUGGAGAAAGUAUCGUGUCAUCGGUUGGAUGAGGUCCUUCUUUAAACAAUUCUAUGGUUCGGUCACAAAGGCCGACUACAUUGCACUGCGAGCUGGAUUUAUAGAGGAACAUUGUAGAUCCACGCCCAAGUUCAAUUUUCAUAAUUACAUGUUGCGGACAUUAGAACACGACUUCAAACAUAUGGUUGGUAUAAGCUGGUACUUGUGGCUCUUUGUUGUGGUCUUUUUGCUGCUCAAUCUUGCAGGAUGGCACACCUACUUUUGGCUAUCAUUUCUACCUCUAGUACUACUGCUGCUUGUCGGAGCUCACCUGGAACAUAUUAUUACCCGCUUAGCCAGAGGAGUUGCAGAAAGAAACACAGCGGAGGGUCAAGCAGCACCAGUUAAACCCUCUGAUGAUCAUUUUUUCUUGGGACAUCCUAAAUUUAUUCUUCACUUGAUUCACUUCAUUUUAUUUCAAAAUUCAUUUGAAAUCGCCUUCUUUAUUUGGAUCUGGACAUCAUACGGAUUCCGUUCAUGUGUAAUGGAAAAGCUUGUUUAUAUCAUCCCAAGACUCGUCAUAGGGUUUAUAGUCCAAGUGCUUUGUAGUUAUAUCACCUUACCCUUAUAUGCUCUUGUGACACAGAUGGGAUCUCAAUUCAAACCAGCUAUAUUCAAAGAGGGUAUCCGUAAUCUUGUUGGGGACUGGGCGGGUGGACAUGUACAUAAUAGCUUGACCAACAUGCCUUCCAGCGCUGAUACGAUAAAUAAACUGGAAACAGAACCAUACAAUGGUAUCCAUGUCGAGGAACAAGAGAUAAUAGUUGAUCAAAGAACAAACUCCUCAGCAGUUGAACUAUUUCCUUCCUUUCCAAAUAACGGAACUUCCUAUCCUUAGAGAUUAUCACCCACAUAAACAUGUAUGAUAACGAUAGGUUCAUUUCAGUCUUUGGUAUUACAGAUACCCUAUGCUUUACAUUA
Messenger RNA from Daucus carota subsp. sativus, 1689 nucleotides. RefSeq names its product MLO-like protein 13. The transcript is spliced from 14 exons. Bases 101 to 1606 code for a protein of 501 amino acids. NCBI's taxonomy places the organism in Eukaryota, Viridiplantae, Streptophyta, Magnoliopsida, Apiales, Apiaceae. Gene Ontology annotation, biological process: defense response. The record is from RefSeq and is a predicted model, not a curated record. Gene Ontology annotation, cellular component: membrane.